AUGAAUAGAUACACCACCCUCAGGCAGCUCGGGGAUGGCACCUACGGCUCAGUCAUGCUCGGCCGCAGCCUGGAAUCAGGGGAACUGGUCGCCAUUAAGAAGUGAGUGUAGGGCACAUUGUCAUUGAAUUGUUUUUUUUGUUGAAAAAAAUGGCUGAUCUCUGUGUGCAAAUGCAGUCCAUCUUUGCAGGGUUGGUAGCUAGUGUAGGCUACAUAUUAUCCUCUGGUACCUAAAUUGAAGGGCUUUAGCCUAAAAGUGGUUGUAGCUGCUAAACCGUGUAGUAAAAUGAGCUGCCAGUGCCUGUGGGAUUUGCUAGGAAUGGCAUUAGCAGGUGGCCACUCCCACAUCCAUGUGUGGUUAAGAUGACAGCUGGUUAGAAAGAUGUGUAGACAAAUAAAAGUGCACGGAUGACUGACAAGCCCACCCAUUUAGCUGAUAAAAAAAAUAAAGGCAUGUCUUGGUGGGUAUGGUACCUUUGGGCAGCAUCAUAAAAGCCUCUGACUUCUAUUUCUAGCUUUGACAGGAAGUGUGUGGGGCAGCUGCAGACUAGCAGCAUAAAUCCUAGCUAAUAAAUCAAUGGCUAGUAUGACAUUACUAUCUGUUCCAGCUGGCGGAUAGCUGUUGAUACGUAGGUAGUGUUAAGGGUAAGCAGCACAUUUUCGACCAUUGAGCAAAACAUUUAAUUUAUUUAAUAACAGAGCAUUUUCUAAAUUCCAACGUUCCACCUGCAACUAGCCAUGGAUGUUUAGAAGACAGCGGUGGCUUCCAAGUCGGGAAUUGAGGAAGUACCCUAUUGCCAAGUAAAGGUUGGUCGAAAAGAAAUGCGUCUGUACCUGUAGACUUUGUCAUUGUUCUAACGCUAGUUAGCAUUGGCUCGCGAAACUACUGCUAACUUCCUUCAUACUCAUACAUGCAGAGAUAUAAAAAUGUUAUCCACAAGUUCGUCUGACUCUGGGCAAGUAGAACAUGCCAGAAUCUUGCAGUAUCCCUCACUACCUACGUAUCAGCGGCUAUCUGCCAGCUGGAACAGAUCGUAAUGUCGGACUAGCCAUUAUUCGCUGCGUAAAUCCAUAAUGUUGGUGGUGUCGCUGUCUUGAGAUUGAAAUAGAGAAGGCCUAGGCCAGGGUUCUUGAAUUCCGGUCCUGGUGGGCCGAAACGCUUCUGUUUUUUAUUUCUACCUGGUAGUUAAUUGCACUCACCUGGUGUCCCAGGUCUGAAUUAGCCCCUGAUUAGAAGGAGAGGAUGAAAAACAGAGGUGUUUCGGCCCUCGAGGACCGGAAUUGAAGAACCCUGGCCUAGGCCUACGUGUUAUAAACUUGUUUGGUCUUUUCAAUCAUACAUUUUACGCACUACGUAUUAAUCUCUUUUAUGAAUCAAACUUCUUAUAUCAAUCAAGAAUCCCAAUAUGUUUUAAAAUAAAAAGGAUGACCUAUGAUGUCUGUCCUUUUAUUAAAGGGAUAUUUCAGGAUUUUGACAAUGAAGCCGUUUAUCUACUUCCCUGGAGUAAGAUGAACUCGUGGAUACCAUUUUUAUUUCUGAAGGAAGUUGCUAACUAGUGUUAGCGCAAUUGCUAGUAAAUACAUUAGACUUCCAGUCAUUGCGCUAACGCUGGUUAGCAUUGGCUCGCGAAACUUCCUUCAUACUGAAUGCCGAGACUUGAAAAUGGUAUCCAUGAGUUCAUCUGACUCUGGGGAAGUAGAUAAAGGGCUUCAUUGCCAAAAUAUCCCUUUAAGUUAGGCUAAUCAUGAAUGAUUGCAUAUUUGUUUCAGAAUGAAGAGAAAGUUCUACUCAUGGGAAGAAUGCAUGAAUCUUCGUGAGGUCAUAGUAAGUGCUCCUUUCCAGAUAUUAUGCUUGUGUGUAAAAUGCUCCACAUAUUUAUUCCAAAACAUGGUAACAGCCUGUUUCACCUGUUACUGUUUUUGUAUGACUAUUUAAAUUCCACCUCUGCUCAGAACCACAGAAACCAGCACAAAUAAUCUAGAAGGUGAUUCUUCUGUGUACUGCCCUUGGAUUUGAACUCUAGUUCCUGACCCAGACAUUCAUUCCUUACCUUAGAGCUUGGUACCAAAGGAGCGUAGCUGAAUAUUAGACGAAUCCGGCCACUGAGGGAUCUUAGUUGGAAUGUCAGCUGUAAAUAGCAUGUGCCACCACCAAGACCCAUAACGACUUUCCCCACUACUAAAAAAAUAUGGCAUGCUGAAAGUUGCCUCCAUACUUUCCAGUGCAUGGGAAAACUGAGUCCUGCUUCACCUCUGUUUACUAUGAUCUGCCCUGGUUUGCUUAAAACAUUAAAAAGCAUAAGCAAUCACUAAUGGCUGCACUUUUAGAAAUACCAGUUGUUCCCCACACUGUACCCAAGAUGAUAUACUGUUUAUUAUAUAUAUUUUUAAUUUAACCUUUUAUUUAUCCAGGUGAGUCAAUUAAGAACAAAUUCUUAUUUACAAUGACGGUCUGGCAAGUGACGAUUGGGAAGUGCUUUGAUUGUCAAACCAUGUUUUGAUUUUGAACAAAAGCGUGUUUGUUGGGUUUAAGGGUGAGGCCUUGAAUGUGUUACCUUUUAUGUGUCGGUCUUACAUGAUGGAGUAUUGCAGAGCUGUUUUUGAUGAUAUACAGAUUGAGGUGAUUUCCCUCAUGCUUGGUCUUGAUUGAUGAGGUACCAUCUAAUUUGUUCCCUCCUCCUUUCAGUCUUUAAAGAAACUCAACCAUGCGAAUGUGGUCAAACUCAAGGAGGUUAUACGGGAAAAUGACCACUUGUACUUUGUGUUUGAAUACAUGAAGGAGAACUUGUAUCAACUAAUGAAAGACAGGUAAAUAUUAUUAUUUUUUAAAUCACAAAGCCUAAAUAUAGUCUAUUUGAAAGGGGUUCAAUGCUUUGGGGAUACUUUUUCUCGGUAUGUCAAAAUCAUGGCUCAUGUAUUGUUAUUUGUAUCAUGUUACAGGUCUCGGCUGUUCCCUGAAUCUGCUGUGCGAAAUAUUAUGUUCCAGAUACUGCAGGGAUUAGCAUUUAUUCAUAAGCAUGGUAUGAUCCACUGUAUACUUAUCAGAAUGAUACACUAGCAUGGAGAUGUUUUUUGGUGGCACAUUUUCUAGAAACGAGGUACACUAUUUUGAAAAAGCUUUUCACGUGUUACUCUGUAUGCUCGCUGUAUGAUUUUCCCCUCAGGAUUUUUUCACAGGGAUAUGAAACCUGAGAACCUUCUAUGCAUGGGACCAGAGCUGGUGAAAAUAGCUGACUUUGGGCUUGCUCGCGAGAUAAGAUCUCGGCCACCAUACACAGACUAUGUUUCAACAAGAUGGUUAGUUUUGUUACCUCUAUAUGGGUUUUAUGUGUCUGUGACACCAUUUUGUGAUUGAUCAGUAAGACUGAUCAAGUUCUCUGAAUUUAUUGGUCCCCUUUUCUGUCCGCAAUGUGACAACAUGAUUCCUCUUGUAUUUUCUGUCAUGUGGAGCAUCAACCAGCCUAUAAAGCCUUUCUCCCUUCCUUGUGUUGAGACCUUAGAGACUGCUGCCAUAUGUACAGUCGUGGUCAAAAGUUUUGAGAAUGACACAAGUAUUGGUCUUCACAAAGUUUGCUGCUUCAGUGUUUUUAGAUAUUUUUGUCAGAUGUUACUAUGGUAUACUGAAGUAUAAUUACAAGCAUUCCAUAAGUGUCAAAGGCUUUUAUUGACAAUUACAUUAAGUUUAUGCAAAGAGUCAAUUUGCAGUGUUGACCCUUCUUUUUCAAGACCUCUGCAAUCCGCCCUGGCAUGCUGUCAAUUAACUUCUGGGCCACAUCCUGACUGAUCGCAGCCCAUUCUUGCAUAAUCAGUGCUUGGAGUUUGUUUGAAUUUGUGGGUUUCUGUUUGUCCACCCGCCUCUUGAGGAUUGACCACAAGUUCUCAAUGGGAUUAAGGUCUGGGGAGUUUCCUGGCCAUGGACCUAAAAUGUUGAUGUUUUGUUCCCCGAGCCACUUAGUUAUCACUUUUGCCUUAUGGCAAGGUGCUUCAUCAUGCUGGAAAAGGCGUUGUUUGUCACCAAACUGUUCUUGGAUGGUUAGGAGAAGUUGCUCUCGGAGGAUGUGUUGGUACCAUUCUUUAUUCAUGGCUGUGUUCUUAGGCAAAAUUGUGAGUGUGCACACUCCCUUGGCUGAGAAGCAAACCCACACAUGAAUGGUCUCAGGAUGCUUUGCUGUUGGCAUGACACAGGACUGAUUGUAGCAUUCACCUUGUCUUCUCCAGACAAUAUUUUUUCCGGAUGCCCCAAACAAUCGGAAAGGGGAUUCAUCAGAGAAAAUGACUUUACCCCAGUCCUCAGCAGUCCAAUCUCUGUACCUUUUAGCAGAAUAUCAGUCUGUCCCUGAUGUUUUUCCUGGAGAGAAGUGGCUUCCUCGCUGCCCUUCUUGACACCAGGCCAUCCUCCAAAAGUUUUGCCUCACUGUGUGUGCAGAUGCACUCACACCUGCCUGCUGCCAUUCCUGAGUAAGCUCUGCAUUGGUGGUGCCCCGAUCACGCAGCUGAAUUAACUUUAGGAGACGGACCUGGCGCUUGCUGGACUUUCUUGGGCGCCCUGAAGCCUUCUUCACAACAAUUGAACCUCUCUCCUUGAAGUUCUUGAUGAUCCGAUAAAUGGUUGAUUUAGGUGCAAUCUUACUAGCAGCAAUAUCCCUGCCUGUGAAGCCCUUUUUGUGCAAAGCAAUGAUGAUGGCACGUGUUUCCUUGCAGGUAACCAUGGUUAACAGAGGAAGAAUAAUGAUUUCAAGCACCACCCUCCUUUUAAAGCUUCCAGUCUGUUAUUCUAACUCAAUCAGCAUGACAGAGUGAUCUCCAGCCUUGUCCUCGUCAACACUCUCACCUGUGUUAACGAGAGAAUCACUGACAUGUCAGCUGGUCCUUUUGUGGCAGGGCUGAAAUGCAGUGGAAAUGUUUUUUGGGGGAUUAAGUUCAUUUUCAUGGCAAAGAGGGACUUCGCAAUUAAUUGCAAUUCAUCUGAUCACUCUUCAUAACAUUCUGGAGUAUAUGCAAAUUGCCAUCAUAAAAACUGAGGCAGUAGACUUUGUGAAAAUUAAUGUUUGUCAUUCUCAAAACUUUUGACCACGACUGUACAUAGUCAUUGAACACUGUUCACUUUAAUGUUUACGUAAUGUCUAUUGUUUUGAAAUCGUUUCUGUAGUUAGACAAAGAUAAGAUUAACAUUAUUCUGUUUGAAUUUAAUUUGAUCUGUGACUAAUUAAACCAAUUGAUUACUCACUUUAUAUGUACAGUGCAUUCGGAAAGUAUUCAGACCCCUUGACUUUUUCCACAUUUUGUUGCGUUACAGCUUUAUUCUAAAAUUGAUUUAAUUGAUUUUUUUCCCCUCAUCAACCUACACACAAUAACCCCGAAGAACACAGUGGCCUUCAUCAUUCUUUAAAUGGAAGAAGUUUAGAACCACCAAGACUCUUCCUAGAGCUGGCCGCCUGGCCAAACUGAGCAAUCGGGGGAGAAGGGCCUUGGUCAGGGAGGUGACCAAGAACCCGAUGGUCACUCUGACAGAGCUCCAGAGUUCCUAUGUGGAAAUGGGAGAACCUUCCAGAAGGACAACCAUAUCUGCAGCACUCCACCAAUCAGGCUUUUAUGACUGUGGCCAGAUGGAAGCCACUCCUCAAACAAGAUUCUCUGGUCUGAUGAAACCAAGAUUGAACUCUUUGGCCUGAAUGCCAAGCGUCACGUCUGGCGGAAACCUGGCACCAUCCCUACGGUGAAGCAUGGUGAUGGCAGCAUCAUGCUUUGGGGAUGUUUUUCAGCGGUAGGGACUGGGAGACUAGUCAGGAUUGCGGGAAAGAUGAACGGAGCAAAGUACAGAGAGAUCCUUGAUGAAAACCUGCUCAGGACCUCAGACUGGGGCGAAGGUUCACCUUCCAACAGGACAACGACCCUAAGUCAACGGGUCUGAAUACUUUCCGAAUGCACUGUACAUACGGUAUUGUCGACAUAGAUCAUCCUAUAUAACUACUGCUGUACAUAACCUUUUCCUACAUGUCCAUACUGUCUAUACACUCCGUGUAUUUAUAUCCCGGACUCUGGCAUUGCUUGUUCUGAUAUUUAUUGUUUCUUCUUUUUUUUUGGGGGGGGGGGGGGGAUUAUUUGUGUAUUAGUAUUGUGCUGUUAAACAUUUACUGCACUGCUGGAGUUAGGGAACAAAAGCAUUUCCCUGCACCUGCUUUAACAUCUGCUCAUCUGUGUAUGUGACAAAUAAACUUUGAUUUGAUAUCCAGGUACAGAGCUCCAGAAGUGCUGCUGAGGUCCACCUCCUACAGCUCUCCUAUAGACCAGUGGGCUGUGGGCUGCAUCAUGGCAGAGCUCUACACCCUCAGGCCUCUGUUCCCGGGCUCCAGUGAAGUGGACACCAUUUUCAAAAUUUGCCAAGUCUUGGGAACUCCAAAGAAGGUAGCUUUGUUAUCCGGGGCUGUUAGAUCCAGUAUAUCAGCCUGAUAUAAGCUAUACUGUCCUCACAUCUUCAUGUAGAAUGUCUCAUGGUGUUGUUAAAUUCAUAAAUCAAACCUCACUGAAGAUGUGGUGAUUAGUCUUGUGUGAUGUGCUUUUGAAAUGACAAACUUCUUCCCAGAUUAUUUUUGUCAUAACAUUUAAAAAAUGUUCUGUUUUAUCUCUGUACUAAUCCACUUCCUCUAGAAUGACUGGCCAGAGGGCUUCCAGUUGUCGGCAGCCAUGAAUUUCCGCUGGCCCCAGUGUGUCCCCAGUAAUCUGAGGAGUCUGAUCCCCAACGCCAGUACUGAGGCCAUCCACCUCAUGAGAGACCUACUCCAGUGGGACCCUAAGAAGAGGCCAGCCUCUGCACAGGUAGCACACCUUGGCUGGAGCUAAACAAUUUAGAUAUUCUAACAUUUUAAUGUCAUUUUAGCUGAUUAAUAUAUCCUGCUUAGGGCUCAACGGAAACCAAUAAAUUAUUUUAUUCUCCAUUUGCAGGCCCUCAGGUAUUCAUACUUCUACGUGGGUCAGGCGUUGGGCACGCCUCAGCAGAUCCUGGAGCAGGGCAGGCCUCAGCCUGGUCCCCUACUUCCACAGCCACCACAACCAUCACCUCUGCAGCAGCAACAACCACUGCUGCUCAAACCAGUGCCCCCUCCCCAGCCAGUGCCCCCAAAUCCGCAUUUCACCUCGUCCAGGCCCCUGCAACAGAUCGAGCCAGCCCCCGCCCCGGUUCCAUUAUACCAGAGGCACACAGAGCUGCUGCGAGAGCAGCCCAACCGCAUAGUGAAGCAGGAGGAGACUGAGAGAGUCCCACAGACCCGUUUACCUUACAUUGUUGACAAGAGCUUGCAGAGCCAGGUGAGUUUGCAGUCAUCAACCAGGGCUACCUGAGCACGACAAGCAUUCAUUCCGCGUAAUCAUGUCAUUAGAUGUUAGAAUACCUUGUUAAAUUAAUCCAAAAUGCAAUGGCUACGAAUGCAAAGUUGAUGAAUUCUUCAGAAAUGUAAUUGAGCCAUUUUGCUUCUUUGUCUCUCUCAUAGAGAUUGUUAAUACACCAUUUCCUUUUUUCGAGUUGACCCAGGAGGCUGAAAAUGCCAAAUUCUUAAGCUAUCAGGUGAAACCUAAGGGUGGAGGACGCCGGCGAUGGGGCCACGGCACAGGCCUCCUAAAGGGUGACGGCUGGGAUGACUUUGAGGACACAGAGCUGACCUCUCUAAGUGUUCUGUGCAAAACAAACUUUCCUACUGAAAAACGAAGAGAGGAUACGUUGAGCAGGUGAGACUCUCUGUCCCUAUGAGUUAUCAGUUUGAUCUUUUCAGAUAAAGGCUUUAUGUAUUUCUGCUAUGUCUUUCAGGUAUGGAAAUGUUUUGGAUUUUAGCAGCCCCAAAGUUAAGGGGCAUGUGACAACAGGUGACGAGGCACCUUUGAAUCUGAACAAGGCAAUGUCCUACCAGGAGCCUUCGAGAACAGCCUCUGCCAAACAGCAUUACUUGAAGCAGUCAAGAUAUCUACCAGGUAGAAAGACAAAAACAUGACCUUCCUUCCAAAUUGAUAUUUUCAGUAAGGAACGUCUAGUUACUGCUAAUGUAUAUCAUAAAAUGGGGUCACUCAUUAAUCGGCAUUGAGCCUUCUUUAUCAGUGAACUUUGAACUCGAUUUAUCUGCCAUUUGUCUACCAAAUCAGAGACAAACGCAUGUACAUGCUCUGAUAUAGAAUGCCAAAUUAUUUUUAAACCUGGGUGAAACUACAUUAUUUUCAUCACUUGAUUUAUCAAUGAUCAUCUCAGGAGUGGCUAAUGUUGCUGAGUCAUGAUGAUUUAGUCUUGUUGAGCCACAAGGGGCAGCUUGUUGUGAUUUAAAUUAUGUUGCAAACUUUCUCAACUUUACUUCUACUUCCUAAUCUCUCCUAUCUCACCUGCAGGUUUAAGUACCAAAAAGAAUAUGGCAAUAAAUUCCAACAAAGACUACAGUGAAGGCAACCGCUGGGGCAGCAGCAGUAUUCCUGUAGGAGGGACACUUCCUAGCAGAAACACUCAUGGUAACGAUUUGGGUUGGGACCAACAUCCUGGAUGUUUAUCACCUGUCACCUUACUAAACAGAAGGCUGGGUGGUAUAAGCUAGGGUUAUGUGUCUGUUGUUUGUUUACAGUACAACAUUUAACUUGAAUGUCCUUUUAUCUUUGAUGGCCCAAUCGCAGGUUCAAAUACACUUCCAAGUGGAUAUGUACCAUCCUAUUACAAAAAAGAGGUUGGCUCUGCCGGCCAAAGAGUGCAACUCGAACCUAUAGGGGACUCGACAGCAUCAAGUGAGUGAUCUUUGUAGUCUCAAUGCACAGUUGUCAGUCCAGUCUUAGUGCUGUGUAGUAAUGUAAUAAUGUGGCUUGUCCCUGCUGUCACAGAUUAUGCAACCUGGAGGUCAUCAAGCAGAAGUCAGAUGGGUGCCUCAUCCUAUCUGCCAUCACCCACCAAGACUACACCUGGCCUACGGUCUCGCCCCCCAGUACAGGCCAUCCAUGGGCGCACAGACUGGUCUGCCAAAUAUGGACACCGCUAG
Coregonus sp. 'balchen' is the source of this 8998-nucleotide messenger RNA. NCBI's taxonomy places the organism in Eukaryota, Metazoa, Chordata, Actinopteri, Salmoniformes, Salmonidae. The record is from the annotation of a GenBank genome assembly.